AUGGCCGUGUCCCAGGAGCCGAGUGUGCAUCUGGGGCUGUGGAUGCUCCUUUUGCUUGGAGCAGGCAUGGAAGAAGCUGUGGAGGGAUGCAGCUGCCACCCAGCACACCCGCAGCAGCUCUUCUGCAGUGCUGAGCUUGGUUCAGACCGGCCCGGCCUGCUGAACGUGAAACCCAUCGAGCAGCUCCAGGAGACUGUGCUUCAUUCACUAGAGCUGCAGCUGAAGCUAAGCCACCCAGACUCCCUGCAGCUGUUCGCCAAGCUGCUCCAGAAGAUGACGGACCUGCGUCAGAUAGUCACCGACCACGUUCACCUUAUUGAGCUGCUGAAGAAGACAGAGGUGGACAUGUUCUUGCACCCCCUGCUGCAGGAGAUCAUGAAGGACUUGUAUUAGAAUUGAAAAGAGGACAAGUGCAGGAAUGGGAUGACAAAAGAAGAAUGGAUUACAUGAGUGUGUAAGAAAGUAUUUCGGCCAGAAAGUCGAAAUUGAGAAUGACAUGAGGAAGAACAACAAAAAAACUAAGAAAAUAAAUACAGAAUUGGAGCUUUUCUAGAGCGUGUGUUUGUGUAUUAUUUGUAAUGCACAGUCGUUUAGCCACUGCUGACCCUGAACUAUAUGUUGUGAGUAGGGAUGCACGAUAUUGGAUAUAUAUAUAUAUAUAUAUGAACAGCA
Nematolebias whitei (Rio pearlfish) is the source of this 672-nucleotide messenger RNA. RefSeq names its product peroxisome proliferator-activated receptor gamma-like. The transcript has 2 exons. Gene Ontology annotation, molecular function: nuclear receptor activity; metalloendopeptidase inhibitor activity; RNA polymerase II cis-regulatory region sequence-specific DNA binding. Lineage: Eukaryota; Metazoa; Chordata; Actinopteri; Cyprinodontiformes; Rivulidae. The record is from RefSeq and is a predicted model, not a curated record. Gene Ontology annotation, biological process: negative regulation of inflammatory response; cell differentiation; negative regulation of transcription by RNA polymerase II. Bases 1 to 393 code for a protein of 130 amino acids. Gene Ontology annotation, cellular component: nucleus.